UUUAUUGUCAAAAUUAGCUGUAUAAGUUUAUUUUUCCAAUAUUAUUUACAGCUAAAGUGAAAUACAAAAUCCCAUUGUUAUUUUUUCGAGUGCAUUCGAGGACGAAAUUCAAUCUCCUGCAACCAGUCCGGGGCAAUCAUCCGACCUGCGACCUGAGCGACACACUUCAUUCGAUUGUCGAGAUUUUCGGAGGCUUAGAUUGAUGCCCGACGGCUUGCCGAAAACUCUGCAGAACUACAAUUUCCAAAUUUCAGUCUCGGGAAGGAAAUCGAAAUCCAGGGGAAAUGACUCGGCUAUCGAGCGCCACCUCGGUGGGGUAUCCCAGUCAAAUGCCGGCGAAAAGGAUCAGCUGGCGGCGUUUGGCGGCACUACUGCCGAAUUCCAUAGGUCUGUCAUUAAAACCGGUGACGCCUCAUUUGAGGGACCUACAUCUCGUCCAGCGCCGCCUCCAGGAGGAUUUUCUAGGCUGUGAGGCUCUGUGGACGAUUUUUGUGGCAGCCGCCUGGAGUUAUCGCUACAGAACGCGGCUGAGACCAUUGCCCAGCCACUGGAAUACCAUAGAUUUGGUUUUUAGUACGCUGGCUGAUGCACCCAGACUGGAGGUGCUGCAGCAGCAGCUCAUGCACUGCGACUAUCAGGCCUGCUCCCCCAACGUGGUUCGUUUGCUGACGGACAUCCUGGUGGAUCAGGCCGAUCGCGUGUCCCUGAGCUCCCUGCGACCCUGCGAAUUCGAGGAGCUGUACGCUCACCUGGGCAUGUCGCCUCCCAAGCGGUCACCCACCCAGAUCUUUGAGGUGCGAACGGGCAAGGGCAACGAGAAGGGGGAGGCAUAUGCCCGUUUGCGGCAGGAGAACAAGGAAUCCGUUCGCCUGGGCUUCUAUGGCUGCAAGCUGGAGAAGGUCUAUUCGCUUCUGAAUUCCCAGGAUUCCAUGGACAAUGGAAAGUAUCUGGAGCUAACCUGCGACAUCAAUGAGGCCCUGGCCAGGAGUAAGCCCCAGGCUGGUGUGGGUGGCUCCCGUUGCGGAUCGAUCCUGCGAUGUGUGGCUUUGGUGGAGUUCGUCUUCCAGGACAAUGAAACCAGCCGCGAUAGGAAGCAAGUGAUCAUCAAAGAUGCGAACACCAUGCAGGUGUCGUAUCUACUAUUGUAUGGCCAAAGCUGCAAAGAAUACGAAAUGGAGCGGCAGGUUAAGCUGAUGGCGGAGCCAGCUCGAGAACUGCUCAUCUGGCUGGAAAGAUACCACGAAAAAGCCAUAUCCUUGGGCGUUGGCCUGCUGAUCGUUUCCUCGAUGGCUCAUUUCGGAAGCACUUUCUUUCGCCUGUUUGCUCGCACUGGCUUCCACGUAUUCAAGCGAGGUCUUCUGUAAAUCCAAAAAGUGAUAAUCGUUAUCUUUUACUAUCCAUAUCCUGUGACCUUGAACUGCAGCAGAUCUCUGUUGCCGACUUCAGUUUGAUAUCCCACUGCAGUCGGCAACAGGACUCAGUGACAGGCAUCUGUAAUGUGUGAAAUGAAAUCGAUUUGUGUCUUAA
Drosophila sechellia is the source of this 1527-nucleotide messenger RNA. RefSeq names its product Poly(ADP-ribose) polymerase 16 (gene Parp16). The transcript has a single exon. The coding region runs from base 285 to 1364 and encodes 359 amino acids. The record is from RefSeq and is a predicted model, not a curated record. NCBI's taxonomy places the organism in Eukaryota, Metazoa, Arthropoda, Insecta, Diptera, Drosophilidae.